AUGGGGGGUCACGAGCACCACCGAGAGGGCCACAAGAGCUCCCGCUCUGGUGGAUGGGAAGGAUUUAAUAAGCUUAAACAUGCACUAGAGGGGCUGGCAUCAGCAAAGGGUGUGUCACAGAGCCGCAUCGGAGCGGUGGCCAAGGUGGCAGCGCAUUAUUCUAAGUUUUAUAAACAUGUGGUGCACGACAUCGAAGUGUUUGUAUGGAAGGCCGAGAUCGAGCACCGAUUGGCUGGAUUGUAUGCUAUUGAUGCCAUUAUCAGACAGUCUCAUGCCAAAAAUGACCCAAAGGAUGCAUACGUCAAGCGAUUUUUGAUUCGAAUGACGGAUACCAUUGCAGCUGUGAAGAAAGUUCCGGAGCAAUUUCAGCCCAAAGUGCGACAUGUGAUUGAAGAGUGGCAGAAGCGCGGCAUUUACACGUCCAAGCAGAUCGAAGACGUUGGAGGACGUGAAUAUCUGUCACAUCAAGAUGAAAACGUUACGCCUCGUGCAUCUCCGGGAAAGUUGGCGUCGCUGCUGUCGAUUAUCAAGCAGAAGAAAGAAGAGCAAGGAUAUGUCGGUGAACAUCAGGGACAACACGGGCGACCGCCAUAUGAAGGAUUGUACAACGGAGAAAAUCGCCCGAGUGACGACGCUGGGGCUUAUAACCAUCGAAGUUAUGACGAGCAACGAUCGGAUAUCCACCAUUACGACCGCAGAGACAUUGGUGGCAUCAUGGGGGAUGCACCUGGUGUGCCGGUCGGAAGCGGUCUUAUCCGUAGAGCCCCUGACGACCGUCCGAGUGACAUGGAUGACCGCGACCCUAAGAAAGCCCGCGGGUCCCGAUGGGGGCCUCCUAAGUUGGACAACCCUUCCAUAAACGAUAGGCCUGCCCCAAUACUUACGUCACUGGGUAGAGAGGGAGAUUAUCAUCCUGAUAGUGGCAGACCUGGCGAUGCCUCACCAUCAUUAUUGCAACCUUCACAUGGUGCCCCGCCAAGACUCGAAGAGUGGAACAGAAACGUACCUUCUUCUCGUGGUUUGGGCCCUGUAUGGCCACGUAGUGAAGGUGUGCGCUCACCACAGUCUGGAAGUGUAGGUAGACUCAAUGCAAUUCCUUUUGAUCAGAGCGCAAUGCAUCGACCGUCAUUUCCUGGAUCGGACGAUAGGCGAAGUCCUGGCAAUCGAGUCCCUGGAACCUCUGGUGAAAUAUGUCGCAACUUUUUAGCCGGCAGAUGUACAUUUGGCGAUCGUUGCUGGCAUAUUCACGAUCCUCAGUCUCAGAUGGGAGUAGCCCGGCCAGAAAUGGGUGAAACUAAGCGCAAAACUGUGCUGUGUAACAACUAUCCGCUGGGGAACUGUCGGUUUGGAGAUAACUGCAGCUUUGCUCACGGGGAAGAGGAACGUGAUCAGUCUGCCAGGCCGCCAAGACUUCCCAUGCAGGCUGACCAAGCUGGAAGCCGUUGGCAAGCGCCAUUGAAUGCGCGACCCGGAAUGGAACAACCACCUCGAUUGCAUGUUUCACCCUCUGUCGGUGCAGCAGCUCCUACUCUCCAGACUAGAUCUUACGGAGUCCCGCAAGCUGUAUAUAAUGAACCACACGGUGAUCGAGGCACUAGAGGAGGCGAUUCUUCUGUAUCUUUUGCUAAUGUCGCUGCGCCUGCGCCCUCGCCAGUUGAGCGCCAGCUGCCACCCAGCCACCAGUCUGGCCUAAUGGCUCCCUCGCAAGGUUACCCUGGGGCGUAUGCGGCGGCUACUUCGACGUUUAUGACCCAAGGCCCUUCCUACUCGAGCGGUGGUGACCAAGGUCGAAGCCACGUCCCAGGCAGUGCCCCCGUUGUACUACCCCCUGGUUCUGGUAGUCAAUCGUUUGUAGCCGCUGCACCGACUCCUAUCGCCAAAGUUUUGGUGGAUGAUGACGAUGCCGAGACAGCUGAACCCGAAUUUACCCUGGAGUACGAUGACGAUGACUAA
Peronospora farinosa is the source of this 1953-nucleotide messenger RNA. Lineage: Eukaryota; Oomycota; Peronosporomycetes; Peronosporales; Peronosporaceae. The record is from the annotation of a GenBank genome assembly.